Molecule: messenger RNA, 2541 nt
Organism: Spinacia oleracea (spinach)
Lineage: Eukaryota; Viridiplantae; Streptophyta; Magnoliopsida; Caryophyllales; Amaranthaceae
Exons: 11
Coding region: 1-2541 (846 amino acids)
Source: RefSeq, a predicted model, not a curated record
AUGGAGUCAGGUGACGAAAAUGCGAUUGAUUCAUUGAACAACUGCGAAAAUACAAGGAAAAUCGAGCACAUGCAAAGGGAGGAAGCUGAAAACGCAAUCGAUUCUAGUCUCAAUGCUCCUUCAACAGAAGAAAAAGCUACAAAUACGAAUGAGAAUAUGGAAAGAAUAGACGGUGAACAAGAGACCGUGUUGCAAACAACUUCAACUGAAUCAACAAUUUCAAUUCAAAAGAGUGUUCCUGAAACUGAAUACAAUAUAGUCCCUCAACCGAAAGAAAGGAUUAAACAUACCAUGAAAUUUACUACUGAAGAGGUUCAAACCACUUCUGAAGUAAUUCCAAUCAAGAGGGUUCAACCACCAAAAAAAGUUACAUUCAAAAUUAAGGGUGAUCUUCAUGAAGUGAAGGCGGUACCUAUAUUGGCCCAUGAUCAAAGGAAUGAAUCGAAAAUUUUGGAAAUACCAACUGAGAAUAAAGAAUCUGAGAAGUUGGAAGAUAACACAAAAGAGCAUCAAAAGGAAGAGGUGCCCCUGAAAAAUAAAAAAGAUACAGAAUGUGUCAAGGCAGAGCCAACCAAAUCAGAGGAAAAGAAGAAAGAGAAGAAAGACGAUGAUGAGUUAAGGUUGCCAACUGUUACAACUCAUUCAAAUGAGUUAGAAGCAUCAUCUCCGGGAACAAAAGCAAUUAUUGAAGAAAAAGAAGAUGAGGAGUUAGAAAUUGCAAUACAAUUGGCAAUUGCAAACUCGUUGGAAAACAUUGUUUCAAAGGAUGAAUCCAACAAAGAAAAAAAGGAUGAUGAACAAGUUAAUCAUAAUGAUCAAAAGGAAAAGGAAGAAGUCCUCGUGGAAACUGAAAAUGAAGAAACAGAUGAUGAAGAAGUUGGUGAUGAUGAAAAGAAUGACAACAAUGACCGAGAAAUACCAAGAACAGCUACAGGGUGGGAGAAUGUUAAGAGAUCAACUGGUUGCCCAAUAGAGAAAAAGAAUUCCAGGGAAGAGGAUGAUAAUGUAGAAGGUGAUGAAAAUCAGAACACUGACGAUGAUGAAGAUCAAAACACAGAAGAUGAUGAAGAGGAGAACGAUGAGAAUGAAUCUGCAAACCUCAAAUCAACUUCAAGGCAGGAAGUUAAUGAAGAAGAUGAGAACAUUAACAAUGAUGAAAUUGUUGCAUUUCCUCCAAGAAAAAUGAAGAGAAAAAGCGUUGCACCAAAGACAAAAUUUCAAUCAGGGAUCAUUGAAAAACAAGCUGAAGAUCCAGUGGAAAAAGACGAUGAAGAAACAGAUGAUGAUAUAUUGAUUAGUCAAUUCAGAGUAGCAAGGACACAACCACUAAGAAAAAGAACAAAAAAGGAAAAGAAUGCAACAACAAAAAAAGAAGAGGAAAAUGAUGAAAAUGCUGUUGAAAAGAGAGGAAAAGGAGUGGUACAGAAAAAGGCAGCAAGGGCCUUGGGAACAAGAACACCAACAAGAAAAAGCUUAAGAUUGCAAGAAAGUGAGAAAGCUGUUGAAGAAAAAGAGGAAGAGAGAGAGAUUGUAAAGGAAACAAAAAGGAGAGUUGGGAGAAUACCCCGUAAAACACUGAAGAAAGAAGAAUCUGACAUAGAUGAAGAAAAUGAGGAAGAUGAUGAAAAUUAUGAGGUGGAAAAAGAAGAAGAAGAAGAAGAAGAAGAAGAAGACACAGAAGAGGAGGAAAAGCCAUUCAACAAGAGAAAGAGACAACAAUUACAGAUAUCGGAGAUCGAUGAGGAUGCAAAGCCAAUUGUUCCAAAGCAAAAGAAAAAGGUGGUGUUGUAUCAGAAAAUUCUCCCAACCCAAUUGAUAGAACUUAUCAAGAAAAUGUCUGACGAGCACAAGGAAGCUAUCAGGAAAAUUGGAUUUGGGGGAUUUCUGAGUCUGAGCAUGGAAAAUCACAAUUCAGCAUUGGCAGAUUACAUAGUGACAAGCUCGAAUGUAGACCGACAGUCAAUCGUUCUGCCCGGAAGUGGUGAAAAUUUUGUCACACCUGAAGACGUUCAUCAGGUCUAUGGUGUACCAUUGGGAGGGGAAGAGAUUGUGGAGCCAGAAAAUGAAGACAUUGAUGAUAAUUACGUAGAGUUCUUAGCAACAUGGAGAAAAAUUUUCAAGCUAAGGAAGGGAAGCCCAACAAACUUGCCACUAAUUGCUAGAAUAAAGGACCUGAUGCUUGAACCAGUAUCCAAUGAGUUCAUUUGGAACUUCGUCAUUGCUGCAGUGAACUCCUGUAUGAGAUCAACCAACAACCCACAAGUAUACAUCAGAUUCAUGUACAGCUGUAUGAACACAAACACGAUUGCUAAUCUGGAUUGGAGCACGUUUGUGUACAGACAUUGGAAGAAAUCUGUAUGUGAAUGGAAAGCUGAAACUUCUUUCUAUACGGGACCUCUACCAUUCCUCUUGGUGUUGUACUUUGAUCGGUUACAAAGAGGAGGCCAACAAGUACCAAGAGAAAUCCCACUUUUAACAGUGUGGAAUAGAGAAAGAAUGACAAACAGAAUUGCCAUUGAAAAAGCAAGAGGAUUUGGAUAA